Molecule: messenger RNA, 1246 nt
Organism: Capsicum annuum
Lineage: Eukaryota; Viridiplantae; Streptophyta; Magnoliopsida; Solanales; Solanaceae
Product: 50S ribosomal protein L25
Exons: 3
Coding region: 95-820 (241 amino acids)
Biological process (GO): translation
Cellular component (GO): ribosome; cytosolic large ribosomal subunit
Molecular function (GO): structural constituent of ribosome; 5S rRNA binding
Source: RefSeq, a predicted model, not a curated record
UAAACCCUCCAAAUUAUUCCAUGCAGUAGUAGAACCCUAAACCCGAAUUUCCUUCUUUACCCAUUUCCCCGACUGACACUUUCACCGGAACAGCAUGUCGAAAUGGUGGCGUGCGGCGGCAACAACCGCUGGAGUUCAGAGGUCGACGGCGUCAGCUAGACGGAGAUCGUAUUUUACAAUUCAAGCGAUCCCUAGGGAGGUUACCGGAAGUAGAGUUUCGAGUAGAGAUCGAGCUCAAGGUCGUAUUCCGGCCGUUGUUUUCUCACAGAACUGCGUUCAGUCCAAACCUAAUGAUCCAACUUCCAUUGUAGCCGGAGGUUCUGUUUCUAGGAAGUUCCUUCUUACAACUGAAAGGAAGCAGAUUAAAGCGAUCAUUGAUUCGAUUGAUCUACCUUUCUUCUAUUCCACAACGUUUCCUCUUCAGAUUCGAGCUGGUUCGGGAUCGUCAACUUUACUGGAAUCUGGAAAAGUACUUCCCAUUAAGAUUCAUAGGGAUGAAGAGACUGGGAAGAUAUUGAAUUUGGUCUUUGUAUGGGCAGAAGACGGAACGAAAUUAAAGGUCGACGUGCCUGUUGUGUUCAAAGGGGAGCAUGAGUGCCCUGGUCUUAAGAAAGGUGGUUAUCUAAACAAGAUCAGACCUACCCUAAAGUUCUUGUGUCCAGCCGAACAUAUACGUCAAAAAAUUGAGAUCGACAUAAGUCAGCUAGAUGUUGAAGACAAAGUGUCCCUGCAUGAUAUAGAUGUUCAUCCUACGUGGAAGCUCUUAAGCAAGAAUGAAGCCAUCCCAGUUUGUAAGAUUAAGGCAACUGUUGAUAGAUAGUUUUUGUCCAAGCUAUAUUGAGACUGCUAGAGGCAUCUGAAGUCCAUUAGCUCAACAUUGUCUAUUCUAAUUUGACAUGGUUUUGUUGGUUGAAUGGUGUAUAAGGACGGUCAAAAGACAUUAGAAGCGUUUGCAUACUGUAGUAGUGAAAGUGCUAUUUUGGGACUUCUUCUAGAAUAAUAAACCUGUGCAUUAAUGAGUAAAUGGAAAAUGCAACUGCAGUCUUUUCAAGUUUUUAGGAGUGCACCCAAAUGCUGAGCUUUGAGUCACCUGUGGCUGCGUCAUUAAAAUAUUUUGUUAUUAAGCAGGAAUCCUCUCGAGGAUUUUUUUAUUGUUAAGACUUGAAGAGUAUUGUACUAUGUUGAAGUUUUUGAUAAACCUAUGUGACUUAUUCUAACUAGUAAAGUCAAUUUCCGUUCUUGUAAA